UAAUUCUGGUUGCGUCUGUGGGUUUGUCGUACUUAGCUGUUGCUGAGCUGGUCUUAAGUAUUUGUGGAUUCCUUGCGCUGGUUUUUAGUACUUUUGGGGAUGGGGACAGUAUUAAGUUUACUAGGAACCAUUUUAGUAAUAGUGUUUUAUAGCAAUGUGGACGGGGAAGGGUUUGAGUAAGAUGAGGCUGGACUCUUAAAAUUUCUGUCUUUCUUCACAGACGAGUAGCUUCGCUUUGCUAUCAAAUUUCCUUGGUAUUGCUGCAGUUGAUGUUCUUCUAAGGACUGCGUUCUGGGUCUUUGAUACUAAGGAUGGCCACCACUAUCUUCAUAGAUAAAGAAAAUGGUAACAUUGGCACCGCUGUUGUUUCAAAGGAUCGACAGAGACUGCUGUCAGCACCUUCAAAGGCUUUCAUUGAAAAAUCUCACCCCAAGACUCCACUUGCUGGAAGGACAGCUAAUAUAAAUCCAGCAGCCUCCUGUUCUGUCAAGAAGGCUCUAGGAAAUGUGAGCAGGACUCUAACACCCACAAAGCACCAAAUCCCCAAAGAAAAUAAGUUCGUAUCUGUGGAAAAGGUUUCUGGGAAUACAAAUAUAGUUGGACACUGCAGCACAGACACUGAUGACUGGCCAGAAAAGGAGAAUUUCUUUCCUUGGAAUCCUCUAGAAGGUGUGAGUUUUGAGGUUCCUGAGGAGCACAGACUGAGCCAUUUAUCGCUAAUUGGUGUUCCUCUUAUGACAUUUGAAAAUGCAUCUGAGAAGUUUCAAAGCAUGGUCCAUAUAACUAGAAAACCUUCAAUUUCUUGGGACUUUGAUACUCUUCAGUCAACUACAGACUUUCUAGCUACUUUGGAUGAAAUAAUAAUCGACUUGCCCCCUCCUCUGUAACAUAUAUAAAAGACUACCUUUUAAACUAUAUUCUGAACACAUUUUAUCCAUUGAAAUAAUAAAGAAUUUAUGUUCUGUA
Eublepharis macularius is the source of this 966-nucleotide messenger RNA. It is a transcript of the gene PTTG1, whose product is annotated as PTTG1 regulator of sister chromatid separation, securin. Bases 312 to 887 code for a protein of 191 amino acids. Gene Ontology annotation, cellular component: nucleus; cytoplasm. Gene Ontology annotation, biological process: chromosome organization. The transcript is spliced from 6 exons. The record is from RefSeq and is a predicted model, not a curated record. NCBI's taxonomy places the organism in Eukaryota, Metazoa, Chordata, Lepidosauria, Squamata, Eublepharidae.